AUGUGCUUAAGAGAGGAGAUAUCAAUGAUGAUGUCCUAUCUUUUACAUAUAAAAUAUGACUAUGUAUUUAUGUCGAAUAUACAUUCAUGUAUGUUUUCACACCGAUGUGAUAUGGAGCAACAGAUAGUAUUUCGGAAUGAAGCGAGUAGUGUUUUUGUU
Schistosoma rodhaini is the source of this 159-nucleotide messenger RNA. Lineage: Eukaryota; Metazoa; Platyhelminthes; Trematoda; Strigeidida; Schistosomatidae. The record is from the annotation of a GenBank genome assembly.